AAAAAAAAAAAGAAGAAGAAGAAGAAGAAGAAGAAGAAGAAGCACCUCCAAGAGUGGAGAAAAGUUGUGAAGAAAGGCAUUGCAACUUUGUGAUGUUGAUGGUUUUGAAGGGCAGGAAGAUGAAGGGCCGCAGAGCCGAGAUGGUGGCUAUUGUGUCACUGAUACUUCUAUUCCCAGUCAUUAAUGCUUGGGGAAUUGAUGGGCAUCACAUAGUCUGUAAGAUUGCGCAGUCACGCUUGAACAAGGCAGCAGCAGAUAUAGUGGCAAAGCUGCUUCCAAAAUCUGCAGAGAAUGAGUUGGGGAGUGUCUGUUCAUGGGCAGAUGAGAUCAAGUUUCAUUAUCCCUGGUCCAGAUCCCUUCACUACGUGAAUACCCCUGAUGUUUGCAAUUACCAGUUCGACAGGGAUUGCAAGGAUGAAAGUGGAGAGAAAGGGAGGUGCGUUGCAGGGGCAGUCCAAAAUUACACCAAGCAGCUGUUAACCAUCGGCAGCAAUGCUGAGAGUUCGAAAAACCUCACAGAAGCACUUCUAUUUUACUCUCAUUUUAUGGGAGACAUUCAUCAGCCUCUACACGCUGGUUUUGCUUCAGACAAGGGAGGCAAUACGAUUGAUGUUCACUGGUAUACGAGGAAGCAAAAUCUUCAUCAUGUAUGGGACGACAACAUAAUAGAGACAGCUCAAGAAAGGUUCUACAACUCUAAUGUGGAUGACAUGAUUGCUGCAAUUCAGAAAAAUAUUACGACUAAAUGGGCAGAUCAAGUUCAGACAUGGGAGAACUGCAGCUAUACUGAUACAACAUGUGCAAACGUAUAUGCAUCUGAAGGCAUCAAAGCAGCCUGCGACUGGGCAUACAAAGGUGUGACUGAAGGUUCAGUUUUAGAAGAUGAAUAUUUCCUCUCCCGGUUACCUAUAGUCAAUUUGCGGUUGGCCCAAGCUGGAGUUCGGUUGGCAGCAAUUCUCAACCAUUACUUUUUCAAGUGAUUACACAUUUCUUCUAUGCUUUAUGGGAUUAAGUAGCACACAGCUGAAGCUAUAGACCAUUCUGGGGGUCAAUCAGUGUCAAUAAGAAACAAGGUUGCAGCCAUUGCUUCUUUAGAUAUAAAACAUCAUUCUUCUAGUAA
Alnus glutinosa is the source of this 1120-nucleotide messenger RNA. RefSeq names its product endonuclease 2. Gene Ontology annotation, molecular function: nucleic acid binding; endonuclease activity. The transcript has 10 exons. Gene Ontology annotation, biological process: DNA catabolic process. The coding region runs from base 93 to 980 and encodes 295 amino acids. NCBI's taxonomy places the organism in Eukaryota, Viridiplantae, Streptophyta, Magnoliopsida, Fagales, Betulaceae. The record is from RefSeq and is a predicted model, not a curated record.